AUGUUCAUGUCUAGGAUCCUUCGGCUGUACUUAGGCUAUACUACAAUUCCAUGUAGAAGGAGUACAGCGCGAUUUGGUGAUGCUGGUGUUGCUGGAGUUGCUGGAGUUGCUGGAGUUGCUGGUGAUGCUGGAGUUGCUGGUAGUGCGCAACACCGUAUUGGUAGUGCGCAACACCGUAUUGGUAGUGCGCAGCACCGUAAUGGUAGUGCACAACACCGUAUUGGUGAGGCGCAACAUCAAAACGCCUACUAUAGCCGUGACGGGACCAUGAUGAGUAAGUGA
Molecule: messenger RNA, 282 nt
Organism: Cylicostephanus goldi
Lineage: Eukaryota; Metazoa; Nematoda; Chromadorea; Rhabditida; Strongylidae
Source: the annotation of a GenBank genome assembly